Molecule: messenger RNA, 1062 nt
Organism: Talaromyces atroroseus
Lineage: Eukaryota; Fungi; Ascomycota; Eurotiomycetes; Eurotiales; Trichocomaceae
Exons: 3
Coding region: 1-1062 (353 amino acids)
Molecular function (GO): oxidoreductase activity
Source: RefSeq, a predicted model, not a curated record
AUGGCUGAGAAAAUACCAACAACCUCGAAGCAGUGGAACGUCACAGGCAGCGAUGGAUUUGAUUCUCUGAAAUUCACAGAGCAAGCAGUGCCAGAAUUAGGGGACAACCAAGUUCUGGUCAAGAUCCGCGGUGUCUCCUUGAAUUCCCGCGACAUCCUGGUCGCCCAAGGAACCUAUCCAUGGAAAGUCAAACCCGAUGUUAUACCAGGCUCCGACGGAGCUGGGGUUGUCCUUAAAAUCGGGAAAAAUGUGACUCGCUUCCAACCCGGUGAUCAGGUCAUCACAAUGCUCAAUCAGCAGCACCUUGGAGGCUCCCUCGAUCCCAAGACAAUGAGAUACGGAUUAGGAGCCUCGGUCGAUGGGACUCUACGUACUGUUGGGGCCUUUGAUGAGCAAGGCUUAGUGGCUAUGCCUCAAGGGUUGAGUUUCGCCGAGGCUGCAACGCUUACAUGUGCCGGACUUACGGCUUGGAAUGCGCUUUUCGGCUUGCAGGGCAGGCCGUUGAUGGCCGGUCAAUGGGUUCUGACCCAAGGCACCGGCGGAGUAAGCCUGUUUGCUAUCCAGUUUGCAAAAGCCGUAGGAGCAAAGGUUAUUGCCACGACCAGCUCAAAUGAGAAAUCAAAGAUCCUGAAAGAGAAACUGGGUGUUGAUCACAUCGUUAAUUACCGUGAAACUCCAAACUGGGGCGAAAAGGCCAAAAGCCUCACAGGUGGCGCUGGCGUUGAUCUAGUCGUGGAAGUUGCUGGACCUUCGUCGCUAAAACAAAGCGUGGAGAGCGUCAAAAUGGAUGGUAUCAUCAGCGUCCUUGGCUUCGUCGGAGGUAUGGAGAGUAAGGAGCCACUACCCAGUAUUCUGGAAUGUUGGAUGUCUCUUUUUACUGCACGUGGCAUAUGGGUCGGUAGUCGGCUUCAGCUGGAAGAUAUGUGUCGUGCUAUUGAGGGCAAUCCGCAGAAGCUGCGUCCUAUUGUUGACAAAGUUUUCAAACUUGAAGAACUGAAGGACGCCUUGGGGUAUUUGGCAUCUGGGAAUCACCAGGGGAAGGUAUGCAUUGAGGUUCCAUAG